GCGUUAAUUUUCCCUCGCUUUUGCUUCAGUUGCGUUAUUUUAUGUCGACUUUGACAUUUCAGCGCAUUACCACGUGAAGUGAAAUAGCAGAUGAAAUUAGAAGAGUAAUAUCAGCGAAUUUCAUCACUAAAUUUAAUUGCACGUUUUAUAAAGUUCUUUGGCAGAAUAAACUUCAUCAGUAAAUAAACCACACUAAACGCGUACAGGAGAUCAAGUGAAAAAGUGUAAUAUUAAAUAGAAUAUAAACAAAAUGGCAUUUCGUGUGCAAUUUGAGAACAACGAUGACAUCGGCGUUUUCAGCAAACUUACAAACGCAUACUGCCUAGUUGCCAUCGGCGGCUCCGAGGCAUUCUACAGUGUAUAUGAAUCUGAAUUGGCAGAGACCAUACCGGUCGUGCAUGCCAGCAUUGGUGGUUGCCGCAUCAUUGGCCGUCUUACGGUAGGCAACCGUAAUGGACUACUUGUACCACAUUCCACUACCGAUGUGGAGCUACAACAUUUGCGGAAUACAUUACCGGAUGCAGUUAAAAUCCAACGCGUCGAAGAACGACUUUCGGCGUUGGGAAACGUAAUCGCUUGCAAUGACUAUGUCGCCUUAGUGCAUCCCGAUCUUGAUAAGGAAACAGAAGAAAUCAUCGGUGAUGUACUAAAGGUGGAAGUGUUUCGGCAAACUAUAGCCGAGAACCCGCUCGUAGGUACCUAUACAGUGCUCAGCAAUCAGGGUGGAAUGGUGCAUCCAAAAACCAGUAUACAGGAUCAAAAUGAAUUAUCGUCACUGCUUCAAGUGCCAUUGGUGGCGGGUACAGUAAAUCAGGGCAGCGACGUUCUAGCAGCUGGCAUGGUUGUGAACGAUUGGAUAUCAUUCGUCGGCAUGAGUUCUACCGCUACAGAAAUGUCUGUGAUUGAAAGUGUCUUCAAAUUAAACCAAGCCCAGCCGAGCACAGUCACAACAAAAUUGCGUGCUGCUCUUAUUGAAGAAAUGUCUUAAAUGCCGUUAAAUGUAAAAUCGAAAUUAAAUUGAAGUGUAAAGACUUUUGGUAAUAAAAUUAUUUCAGAAUAAA
This is a messenger RNA of Anastrepha obliqua, 1061 nucleotides long. It is a transcript of the gene eIF6, whose product is annotated as eukaryotic translation initiation factor 6. Gene Ontology annotation, biological process: cytosolic ribosome assembly; maturation of LSU-rRNA; assembly of large subunit precursor of preribosome. Gene Ontology annotation, molecular function: ribosomal large subunit binding. NCBI's taxonomy places the organism in Eukaryota, Metazoa, Arthropoda, Insecta, Diptera, Tephritidae. The coding region runs from base 251 to 988 and encodes 245 amino acids. The record is from RefSeq and is a predicted model, not a curated record. The transcript has a single exon. Gene Ontology annotation, cellular component: nucleolus; preribosome, large subunit precursor; cytosol.